This is a messenger RNA of Ruditapes philippinarum (Manila clam), 5761 nucleotides long. RefSeq lists its product as uncharacterized. Gene Ontology annotation, biological process: mannosyl-inositol phosphorylceramide biosynthetic process. The record is from RefSeq and is a predicted model, not a curated record. NCBI's taxonomy places the organism in Eukaryota, Metazoa, Mollusca, Bivalvia, Venerida, Veneridae. The transcript is spliced from 2 exons. Gene Ontology annotation, molecular function: mannosyltransferase activity. The coding region runs from base 716 to 1765 and encodes 349 amino acids.
UUAAAGUUUCUUUUUCCUGUUUUUGAUUGAUAGUUUUCGUGCAAUGACAGAAAUCAGAAAUUUAAAUGCGUAGGAUAUCUAAGAGAAAUUCAAAUUAGCAAUAUAAGAUUAUCAAAAUGGUUUCUUUCAACACUAUAUUCAAAUCACAUGAACAGUAUAUCCGUAAAAAAAAUAAAUUAAUAUGUUUUCUAUUACUUUUUUAUGCGACUAAUAUGAAUACGUUCAAAACAUCUUUUCAUGAGUCACAUACAGUAAAUAAUAAAAAAAACUUCAAUGCGUUUGGUAACGUGAUAGAAUAAUUUCAAAUAAGUUGUCACAUAAUUUAAAAUUUAGCUUACUUAACUCCACAGAGAUCCAGAAGUCAAAAGCUUUAAAAAAAUGAAUUUCUUACAUAGAUCACAUCAGCAGGGAACUUAAAAUCAUAAGAGGCUCGCUUUAUAACCAUUUCUUGUUGAACUCAUUUACUGAAAUUUCACAUGACAUGACAGCUCUACUAUACAUGUAUACUAUGCAGACAAUUUAUUUAUAUGGCAAUGGAUUAUAUACAUGUGAACAAGUUUGAAAUAUAAGAAAUGCAUGUUUUUAAAGAAAAAAGAUCAUUUUUUUGCUAUAACGUAUUAUGUAUUUUAUGCUAUGUUUUUCGUAUAUUUGGUAACAAAUUCAAUUGCUUUAAACUGUGCUAUAUAUUUGCUGUCUGUUGUUUAUAAAUUUCAAUAUGUUUAAACGCUUUUGUAAAAGGAAUUACCGUUUAAUACAAUUUCUGAGCUUUAUUGUCUUUAUCUUGAUCCUAAGUGGAAAUUUAUUCGAGAGCUACAUAGUGGAAAUUCCAACCUGGGUGAGGACGGACAAAUAUCCGCCAUUUGAACCGGAGCUGCACGAAGAUUUCCAGACCGUGGCGACAAUAACUCCAAGAAUACCACACAUUUUACAUCAGUACAACACAAAUCUAAAUAUACCAAUAUCAUAUGUGACAAAUAUAAAAAGUUUCUUAUUUUACAAUCCUAGCUGGAAGUAUUCGUUUUGGACAGAAGAAACAUCUCGACAGCUUAUAGCUGAUAGACACCCAUCACUAAUCCCGACUUGGGAUGCUUAUGCAAAUUUUGAAAUCAGAUCAAGCAUAAUUCGAUAUGUACUACUUUACGAGUUCGGCGGUGCCUUCAGUGACAUGAAAGUAAAAUGUCUAAGAUCAUUAAAAAGGAUAACUUACAAAUACGCAUGCGUACUUCCAGCACGUUCGUUUGAACUUGUUUCAGUAAAAGAAAAAAGACCAUAUGUUCUUUCUGACAAUGUGAUAUUUUGUAGAUCUAAACAUCCGUUUUUAAAGCAGAUUAUUGAUAAUAUACCGCUAUAUCAACCUAUGAUAGAUAUAAAUGAUGCAAUUGGAGCCCAUUUUCUAACUGGUCAAUAUAUGAUAUAUAAUAAUCUACAAUCAUAUUAUAAUUUAGUAUAUAAAGACGACCAAUUCUCGUGUAAUUCACCGUUUAUUUAUAGGGGCGAACUUCCAGAUACACAUAUGAACGCAGUGUUUGUUUCAAAUUCGAAAUAUUUCCCUACAAAUGUCUACUCUGUAUAUCCGCUUUGUCAGGACUUCUUUGAUCUUUCGUUCUUACAGAAGAGAGGAUGUAUUGAAUUGAACAAAAGACGUGAAAACUCUAUCUUUGCCUUUACUUAUGAUUCUUACAAAUUACGUCGAUUUGAAAAAAUAAUAAAUUAUUUUGUUAAGAUCAAAAUAACACAUAUUGUGAACGUGGAUUUUUCACAAUAAAGUGUAAUCAAAUACAUGUACACGUAUUAGUUGAUAAACACACAUUUAUGUUUAGAAAAGAAAUGAAGGAGCACUGUAGAUCUCACUCAGUUAGUGAUUUUGAUAAAGGAAAUGGUAGGAAAUAAUUUUGAAUAAAAUAGAACUUAGCAAAGUAAUGUUUUUGAAAUAAUAUAAAUAAUCCAAAAAAUAUAUUCAUUAAGUAAUUUACUGCCAUAUACAUGUAUAUAUCUUUUUAUCUUAGUUUUUUAUAUCAAAAGUUUAAUUUUACUUUUACUUGCUCAACAAAAUAUUCAUGCCAAAUUUUAGAACAUAUUAAAAGUAGAUUUUUCAUCAUUCUAUUCCAUAAUGACGAUAUUGAGGAUACAUGUAUGAUAAUACCAUGCCCUAUCAUGUAAACAUGUAUAAUUUUAGACAGCCAUUUCUGUACGUGCAUCGGCAUUUGUUAAUAAAGUUUCUUAGUAAAUCAAAUGCCAUGUCCUUCAUUUAAGUUCAUUGUUUGAGUGCAUUAGAUAUUUGUUUUUUUUUUAAGUUUCUUAGUAAAAUACAUGCUAUGACAUGCAUUUUAGUACAUUGUUGGGGAGUCCAUUUGUACGUGCAUCGAUAUUUGUGUUUUUUAAGUUUCUAAGUUAAACACAUGCUAUGACAUGCAUUUUAGUACAUUGUUGGAGAGUCAAUUUUGUACGUGCAUCGAUAUUUGUGUUUUUUAGGUUUCUAAGUAAAACACAUGCUAUGACAUGCAUUUUUGUACAUUGUUGGGCUCUCAAUUCUGAAUGUGCUUUGAUUUUUGAGUUUUAAGUUUCUGAAUAAAACACAUAUCAUGCAUUUUAGUACAUUGUUUGGCAGUCAAUUUUGUACGUGCAUUCGAUAUUUGUUUCUUAAGGUUCCUAAAAAUACACAUGCCAUGCAUUUGAGUACAUUGCUAGGCACUCAAUUAAGUACAUACAUUCGAUAUUUCUUUUUUUAAGAUUCUUAGUAAAACAUAUGCAAUUACAUGCAUUUUAGUACAUUGUUGGAGAGUCAAUUUUGUACGUGCAUCGAUAUUUGUUUUUUUAAGUUUCUAAGUAAAACACAUGCUAUGACAUGCAUUUUUGUACAUUGCUUGGGAGUCAAUUUUGUAUGUGCAUUGAUUUUUUAGUUUUUAAGUUUCUGAAUAAAACACAUAUCAUGCAUUUUAGUACAUUGUUAGGCAGUCAAUUUUGUACGUUCAUUCGAUUUUUUUAAGAUUCUUAGUAAAACACAUGCUAUGAAAGGCAUUUUUGUACAUUGUUUAGGAGUCAAUUCUGUAUUUGCAUUGAUUUUUGAGUUUUAAGUUUCUGAAUAAAACACAUAUCAUGCAUUUUAGUACAUUGUUAGGCAGUCAAUGUUAUACGUGCAUCGGUAUUUGUUUCUUUAAGUUUCUUAAAGAUACACAUGCCAUGCAUUUUUGAAUAUUGUUAGGCAGACAAUUAUGUACGUGCAUCGAUAUUUGUGUUUUAAGUUUCUAGUUAAACACAUGCUAUGACAUGCAUUUUAGUACAUUGAUAGGCAGUCAAUUUUAUACGUGCAUUCGAUAUUUAUUUUUUAAGUUUCUAGUUAAACACAUGCUAUGACAUGCAUUUUAGUACUUUGUUGGGGAGUCAACCCUGUACUUGCAUCGAUAUUUGUGUUUUUAAGUUUCUGAAUAAAACACAUGUCAUACAAAUACGUACAUUGUUAGGUAGCCAAUUCUGUACGUGCAUCAAUUUUUUAAAAAGUUUCUUAGUAAAACACAUACUAUGACAUGCAAUAUAGUGCAUUGUUAGCCUGUCAAUUUUGCACAUGCAUCGACAUUUGUUUUUUAAGUUUGUUAGUAAAACUCCUGUCAUGGUAUGCAUUUUAAUACAUUGUUUGAUAGUCACUUUUCUACGUGCAUCUAUAUUUGUUUUGUUUUUUUCUUUUAGUUUUCUUAGUAAAAGACAUGCUAUGACAAGCAUUUUAGUACAUUGUUAGGCUGUCAAUUUUGUACUGGCAUCGAUAUUUGUGUUUUUAAGUGUCUGAAUAAAACCCAUGUCAUGUUUUGCAUUUUAGUACAUUGUUAGGCAGUCAACUUUGUAAGUGCAUUCGAAAUUUGUUUCUGUGAAACACAUGCUAUGACAUUUUAGUUUAUUGUUUGGUAGUCAAUUUUACACGUGCAACCAUAUUUAUUUUAUGAAACACAUGUCAUGUAUGUUAGUACAUUGUUAGGCAGUCAAUUUUGUACGUGCAUAAGAUAUUUAUUUUUGAAGUUUCUUUGUAAAACACAUGCUAUGACAUGCAUUUUAGUGCAUUAUUGUGACUCAAUUUUGUACGUGCACCGAUAUUUGUGUUUUUAGCUUCUGAAUGAAACACAUGUCAAGCAUUUUAGUAUAUUGUAAGGCAGUCGAUUUAAAUUUAAAUUUCAAUGUACGUGCAUCGAUAUUUGUGUUUUUUAAGUUUCUUAGUAAAACACAUGCUAUGACAUGCAUUUUAGUACAUUGUUAUGCAGCCAUUUCUGUACGCGAUCGAUAUUCGUUCUUUUAAGUUUCUGAAUUAAACUCAUCUCUGCAUUUUAGUACAUUUUUAGGCAGCCAAUUUUGUACGUGCAUCGAUUUUGUGUUUUUUAAGUUUCUUAGUAAAACACAUGCUAUGACAUGCAUUUAAGUACAUUGUAAUGCAGCCAUUUCUGUACGCGAACGAUAUUCGUUUUUUUAAGUUUCUGAAUAAAAAUCAUCUCUGCAUUUAAGUACAUUUUUAGGCAGCCAAUUUUGUACGUGCAUCGAUUUUGUGUUUUUUAAGAUUCUUAGUAAAACACAUGCUAUGACAUGCAUUUUAGUACAUUGUUAUGCAGCCAUUUCUGUACGCGAACGAUAUUCGUUGUUUUAAGUUUCUGAAUAAAACUCAUAUCUGCAUUUUAGUACAUUUUUAGGCAGUCAAUUUUGUACGUGAAGCGAUUUUGUGUUUUUUAAGAUUCUUAGUAAAACACAUGCUAUGACAUGCAUUUUAGUAAAUUGUUAUGCAGUCAUUUCUGUACGCGAACGAUAUUCGUUUUUUAGGUUUCUGAAUAAAACUCAUCUCUGCAUUUUAGUAUCUUUUUAGGCAGUCAAUCUUGUACGUGCAUCGAUAUUUGUGUUUUUAAGUUUCUUAGUAAAACACAUGCUAUGACAUGCAUUUUAGUACAUUGUUGGGAGUCAAUUUUAUACGUGUAUCCAUAUUUGUACAAUUUUGUACGUGCAUCGAUAUUUGUUUUUCUGAAUAAAACACAUGUCAUGUCAUGCAUUUUAGUAGGCGGUCAAUUAUGUACGUGCAUCGAUAUUUGUGUUUUAAAGAUUCUUAAAAAAGCACAUGCUAUGACAUGCAUUUAAGUACAUUGUUAGGCAGCCAUUUUUAUACGCGAUCGAUAUUUGUUUUUUAAUGUUUCUGAAUAAAACGCAUAACUGCAUUUUAGUACAUUUUUAAGCAGUCAUUUUUGUACGUGCAUUGAUAUUUGUGUUUUAAGUUUCUUAGUAAAACACAUGCUAUGACAUGCAAUAAGUACAAUGUAAGACAAUCAAUUCUGGUUUGGACGCGCAUCGACAAAUGCGCGUAUUCCGCUUUAUAAAACAUGUUUCAUGUACAUCAUUAGGCAGUCAAUUCUGAACGUCAACUUCUUUCUAAACCUUAGUUAAAUACAUACCAUGACAUGAAUUUAGUUCAUUAAUAAAAAGUCUCUUUAAAUAUGUAAGCAUAUGUAAUUUUACGCAUGCUCAUGUUUUUGUCAUACCACAUGGCUUUAAAUGUAAAGCACGUUUUUAGUCAGACAAGUACGUAGAUGCAUUGAUAGAAAAUUUAUGUCUUACAUUACAUAUUAUGCCUUUUUCUAGUCCGAAAAGAUAGCUUAAUGCCACAUUGUGAAGCCUAAUGCAAAACAUAUUUGUUGUUUAUUUAUAUGUUUAGAGAAAUAACUUAUGCAAAUAUAUUCAUUUUUUUAAAGAAAUUUUAUUAUGACUGUGAUAAGAUAUAUUAAUAAAAAUGUUAUAAAAA